Messenger RNA from Seriola aureovittata, 502 nucleotides. RefSeq names its product NADH:ubiquinone oxidoreductase subunit B4 (gene ndufb4). The transcript has 3 exons. Lineage: Eukaryota; Metazoa; Chordata; Actinopteri; Carangiformes; Carangidae. The record is from RefSeq and is a predicted model, not a curated record. The coding region runs from base 26 to 409 and encodes 127 amino acids. Gene Ontology annotation, cellular component: mitochondrion.
GCAUUCUCGCCGUCAUCAAACAAUCAUGGCGGACUACCGAGAGGCGCCCUUGGCCACUCGUCCAAAAACAUUGGAUCCAAAUGAAUAUUUCAACCUUUCGCCGGAUCAAAGACGUGCCGAAGAAGACAGGGCAGCACUACGAGCGAAUCUGAAGAGGCAGUAUCAGACGCAACUCAACAACCCGCUCAGGAAAGAGCUCAUUGAAGACCCUGCACUGACACGCUGGGUGUAUGCACGCGCCAACCCCUACUUAUACUUCAAGCCCUCUUACAAGACAUCACUGUUGGGUGCAAUGUUUGGAGUUGUGCCUCUUUUUGUCCUCUACUACGUCUUCAAGACUGACAGGAAUAGGAAGGAGGAGCAGAUUAAGGCUGGAACCCUUGCGCGCAAGUUCAGUUUGUCAUCAUGAGCUUCGAUGUAUAAAGACCUCCUGUAUGUUGUAGUGACGAUGCCAGUGCGUGUAAUUAUUAUUAACCGAAUAAAAUUAUAUUGUCAAAAACAA